Messenger RNA from Trichoderma aggressivum f. europaeum, 693 nucleotides. Its product is annotated as CAZyme family GH11. Gene Ontology annotation, molecular function: hydrolase activity, hydrolyzing O-glycosyl compounds. The record is from RefSeq and is a predicted model, not a curated record. The coding region runs from base 1 to 693 and encodes 230 amino acids. NCBI's taxonomy places the organism in Eukaryota, Fungi, Ascomycota, Sordariomycetes, Hypocreales, Hypocreaceae. The transcript is spliced from 2 exons. Gene Ontology annotation, biological process: xylan catabolic process.
AUGAUUGGCCCUAACAGUCUCCUAAUUGCCCUCACCGGCAUUGUUGGUUCUUUGGCGAUACCUACUGGUCUUGGUCCCACUGAAAGCAGCGUAGACAUUACCGAGCGUGGUGUCCAUGAUUUCGUUCUUGGACCACACAAUGAUGUUCGCCGUCGUGCCAGCAUCAACUACGAUCAAAACUAUCAGACUGGCGGACAAGUCAACUAUUCUCCCUCUGGGAAUGGGUUCUCUGUCAACUGGAACACCCAAGAUGACUUUGUUGUCGGAGUUGGCUGGACUACUGGAUCUUCUUCACCUAUCAACUUCAGUGGUUCUUUCGGUGUCAACAGCGGAACUGGUCUGCUUUCCGUCUAUGGCUGGAGCACCAACCCGCUGGUUGAGUAUUACAUCAUGGAAGAUAACCACAGCUAUCCCGCGCAAGGCACCGUAAAGGGAACUGUCACUAGCGAUGGAGCAACUUACACCAUCUAUGAAAAUACUCGGGUUAAUGAGCCCUCCAUUCAGGGCACAGCGACCUUUAACCAGUACAUCUCGGUUCGAAACUCUCCCAGAACCAGUGGUACUGUCACUGUUCAGAACCACUUUAACGCCUGGGCUUCGCAUGGAAUGAACCUCGGAGCUAUGAACUACCAAGUUGUUGCUAUUGAAGGCUGGGGUGGCAGCGGUUCUGCUUCACAGAGCGUUAGCAACUAG